Molecule: messenger RNA, 2591 nt
Organism: Dicrocoelium dendriticum
Lineage: Eukaryota; Metazoa; Platyhelminthes; Trematoda; Plagiorchiida; Dicrocoeliidae
Source: the annotation of a GenBank genome assembly
AUGGGUACCCUGUUGUAUACAAUUUCAGUGAUUCGCCGUUUUUCCGUCCAAUUUGCCAGUUCCGCCAUUGUUUGGCUGACGGUCAAUGUAAGGAAUGACCCAUGUUUGUUUUCAAAAGUGAACGAUGACUGGCUACCGUACGCCGUGAGAGAGUAUCAGAGGAUACAGCAGACAAUCAGCGAGCAACAUCUGACCGGUAAAGAGCUGGACAAUUUCGAGGUCGGAAUCAGACGGGGGGUCCUCGAUAUAUUGAAAGCUUUGAGGGAACAAUCGUUCUACUUUUACGACGAUAUCACUUUUUUCGAAAAUCAACCCGUGACGCGAAAUGCUUCUCAUGCUGAUUAUCUAUUGGUUAGUGAGGAGGUAUAUUCCAACGUCAUCCUUAACCAACCCAGUCUGCGCUACCUGCGAUUAAAUUUCCCCUACCGGCAAUUCCCUCUGGAAGAAGAAGUUGACCUGCUCAUUUCCGUUGUACGAGAGAUGUGUCUUGAGGUGCUUCCCGGAAAUCUCCCAGGAAAGGCAUCUGAGGCACCAGAGGUGGUGACGCAACUGAUGGGAUUUCUCAUCACUGGGCGCAAAUUACACGACGGAACCGUACAACUCGGGAUGGCCAUGGCACACUUGAUUCUACGCCAAUUGCAUGUGGCCGCAUCCAGCUUGCACCAAAAUGCUGAUUUGUGCAAUAUGUUCGAACAUAAACCUACCAGAAAGCUACGGCAAGCACAAAGCUCAAGCGAACCGAAAGAGAAUGGCGCUAAUGUGGCAGGGAAACCUGUGUAUAAAAAGCGAAGCGAAUGUCAACUGUUGAAUCCUUUGCAUCAGCGCAUAAAAGCCGGGAAAUUCCAGUUUAUUCGUCAAGUUGGACGAUAUCUACCGUUUAUGGUUCAGAUCAAAGAAGAGGUGGAUAUUGCAAUUGAUGACUGCGCCGAGGUGAUUAAUAUACGAGAAGAGAUAUUGGAAACAACUCUAGAACUUGAGGCAAUUCUGUUCUCCACUGAUUCGGAUAAAAAGAUACUCAAAACAAAACUCAGAGCGAAUUUGAUGGACCAGAUGGAGCGAUACUACAUGCUAGUCUGCUUUAACGCAUACUUACGAGAUCAGACUGCAAAGCGGUUCAGCCUCAGUUUCACCGAAUGGAUGAGAAAACACCCGAAAUUGUACCAGGUGUUGGUGUAUUUGGAUGUGACAGAAUGGUUCACCACAGUCGACUUGAUCAAGCAAGGAAACCGAAUUUUGCUUUCCCAAAACGCGAUAAUGUCCGACGAGUUGUGCACACGGAGGACCACGGGGCUGUCGAAUUUCCGUCAGUUGGUUGGAUGGCCUAUCUACGGUGCUUCGCAGCCAGACAUCGCUACCGUGAAACGCAUACACCGAAUGGUCGCUGCCGCAUAUUGGGAUGUGGCACUUAAGGGGAUGCGCGUAGACGACAGUAUACCUAGACCGGACGUGACUGACUCAAAGCGUGUUCCCAUCUCAAUGCCAUGUAUGAUUUGGGUUUGUCUGCGAAACGAGUACGUGAUCGGAUGCGGGGACAACAUGUAUGCUUGGCGCGUUAAAGAGGCACCCAUGGAACCGGUGGUACUGAAAGGAAUCAGUGGACCCGAACUGGAGGAGUAUGAAGACCGAUUUGUCGAAAGUAUCCAAAAGCUCAAUAUAACGUGCACCCCUCUACGGUUGGAUUUUGAAACGGACACCUUUGUACCAGAAAGCGCAAUUACCUUGACGCAGGCGAUAUCCACGAAAGAAAUGUUCAAACGUGCAUUUUCAUCGGACACCGAUCCGGCUAAUUUAACUACUUCGGAAGGGCAAUCGUCCGGAAUUCCAGAGUCUUACGCCAAAUAUGUGGAACAACAUGCCGAAUACCACCGAGUGUGUGUUUCAGCAUCUGGCCUUCCAUCACCCGCAUCUCGCGAUGAAAAGGACCCCGUUAAGAAGGAAGAACAGAAAAGAAAAAGUUUGGCUUUUUUGGAAGAAUACUUCUAUCUAAUUCUAUUCAACAUGUAUCUCCAUGACUGUCAAGCAACCCGCUGGAAACAUUCGUUCGAGGUUUGGAUGGAAGAGGUCACUAAAAAGUGUAAUUACAUGGAAUUGUUAGACAACUUUGGAUUUCCAGAAUUCGAGCAGAUCGACGCUUUGGGCCGACUACGCACCAGAUGGAGGCCACACGUCACUGCAGAUUCGAACUUCAACGGUGUAUAUUGAGAAAUACUUUUGUUGAAUCACAAAGGUCUCUUGUCCAUCCCAGUAGUAGCAGCUGUGUCACUCAGAAUGAGUACAAACCGUGCGUCAGCGAGACCCAAAUCAUGGAAGCGUGUCCGCUGACCUUGAGCCCAUACAACUAUUUUGUCAACUAUUACAGGGACAUGCCUAAAGUACUAACUUUGCCAAGACCAUCGAGCACCUGGGCUUGGAACGUGAUUUAUUCGACAAAUGUGUAUAACAAAGGAACCAUAUAAAGUACAGUUAGAUGCAUUCACACACACACACACGAUUAGCUUUCCAACCGCCGCACGAAGACAUAAUGAGUUGGUUCCCAAACAGUUGUUUUUCUUUGGCCACGUUCCAGUGAACCAGACAUGAUUAGACCUCUG